UUAACAGCAAUUCCAACUUCCUGCUAGAGAACCAAUUACAAUAUCAGAAGUUACAAAGGUUGGUCAGUCCCAUAACUGUCUCUAUAGUUACUGUUAACUUCAAGGAAGCAAGAUCUCCCAUUCUCUUCUAAGCACGAGGAGCCGUCAAGAUGAAUCCUCAGGUAGUUAUGAGCCAGCCACAGAUGGUGAUGGUCCAACAUCAAAGCCCUGAAUGGCAAACAGGCUUACUUGAUUGUUUCAAUGAUUGUGGAGUGUGUGUGUGUGGAUUGUUUUGUCCCCUGUGUUUGGGGUGCCAAGUUGCUUCAGAUAUGGAUGAAUGCUGUCUCUGUGGCUUAAGCAUGGCCAUUAGAUCUGUGUAUCGGACAAAAUACGGCAUUCCGGGAUCCCUCAUGGGUGACUUUUUUGCAACAAUAUGUUGCCAGCUUUGUAGUCUUUGCCAACUCAAGAGAGACAUCAAUCAAAGAAAAGACAGGGGAAUCUUCUAGAAAGAUUUGGCUGUAUUCAGCAGAACAUGUCCUGCCAUCUCAAAUCCCUCUUAUGCUUCCUGGUUAUCUUUUAUAAUCAAACCAAAUCAUUCUUUGAAAUGAUUCCCAGUAAAUGUGUUCUCUGAACGAUAAUACACCGGACACAGAAUAAUACAGCAUUUUAAAGAAA
Protobothrops mucrosquamatus (brown spotted pit viper) is the source of this 654-nucleotide messenger RNA. RefSeq names its product placenta associated 8 (gene PLAC8). The transcript has 5 exons. The record is from RefSeq and is a predicted model, not a curated record. Gene Ontology annotation, biological process: positive regulation of transcription by RNA polymerase II. NCBI's taxonomy places the organism in Eukaryota, Metazoa, Chordata, Lepidosauria, Squamata, Viperidae. The coding region runs from base 150 to 485 and encodes 111 amino acids.